This is a messenger RNA of Pseudozyma flocculosa PF-1, 261 nucleotides long. RefSeq lists its product as uncharacterized. The record is from RefSeq and is a predicted model, not a curated record. The coding region runs from base 1 to 261 and encodes 86 amino acids. Lineage: Eukaryota; Fungi; Basidiomycota; Ustilaginomycetes; Ustilaginales; Ustilaginaceae. The transcript is spliced from 3 exons.
AUGAUCGAACGGGCCGGAUGCGACCUGAAGACCACGGCAAUCCAGCCCCAAAAGAUCAAGACGCUGCUCAACGGGGGCCCCGAUGGCAACACGUGCCUCCUGGGCAGCUCCAUCCCUCCCCAGGCGCCCGUGCCCUUCAACGGGGUCGUGUGCACGUUUAACACGAGGGAGAAGAAGUACGACUGCCCCGUUGGCAACGAGGCCUUCAACAUCGCCUGCGAGAAGGCCGGCGGCUCCUUUGAAGUCGGCAGUGGACACUGA